Molecule: messenger RNA, 1704 nt
Organism: Cercopithifilaria johnstoni
Lineage: Eukaryota; Metazoa; Nematoda; Chromadorea; Rhabditida; Onchocercidae
Source: the annotation of a GenBank genome assembly
AUGGUAGUUGCUGCACGCAAUUACUUGUCUAUCGUAUCUGAAACUGAUAGUGAUUCUCCGCCCACCAAUGUGACGACAAAUGUGUUUGUUCAUUUUGUGGAUGCAAACGAUAAAGCGAUGUGCACCGAAGCUAUGUCUGUGGGCAGACAGAUUAAGAAAUCCUCAAUUUCGCAGAUGGUAAUGGUACAGAUGCUAAAAAAUGGUAUGCAGCCAGUGCAGAAGAGUGCCAUCGAUUUCUUUUUUUUGCAAAUACUGGGCGAAGGUUGUUUUUCUACGGUGUAUCGUGCUCGUGAAGUAUCUAGUGGAAAGGAAUUUGCUCUGAAAGUGCUCAACAAAGAUUUAAUUCGGCGACAUGAUAAGGUAGUAUCAGUUAUGCGUGAGAAAGACAUAAUGACUUCGUUGACUUAUUUGCACGGCGGACAUCCAUAUUUCGUAUCCUUAUAUUGUACUUUCCAGGAUCCCACUCGUCUUUACUUUGCUAUGACCUAUGCAAAAAAUGGUGAUUUGUUAACAUACUUGCAUCGUCUUGGUUCUUUCGAUGAAGAUGUGACUUUGUUUUAUUCGGCUGAACUUGUAUGUGCGAUAGAUGUGCUCCAUAAAUGUGGCAUCAUUCACAGGGACUUGAAACCAGAAAAUAUUUUGCUUGGAGAAAAUUGGCAUAUAAUGUUGUCUGAUUUUGGCACAGCGAAAUUUAUUGAUACAGAAAAAAAUGAAACAGAUACGAAAAGUGCUCUUCAGGAAGAACACUGUCGUAGUCGAUCAACAUUCGUUGGUACUGCUCAGUAUCUUUCACCAGAAGUACUGGUGGAUGGAGAAGUAGGCCCAUCAUGUGAUUACUGGGCUUUGGGUGCAAUAAUUUUUCAAAUGGUCUCUGGAUUGCCACCAUUUCGAGCUAUUAAUGAUUACCAUACUUUCCAAAAGAUUCAGAAGCUAGACUAUAGUUUUCCUGAAGGUUUUCCUGACCUUUCCAAAGAUCUCGUUCGAAAAUUCUUGGUGUUCGAUCCUAAUAAACGUCUUGGUUCUGAAGAGACAGGCGGCAGUGAGGCUGUUCGUUCGCACCCAUACUUUGCCACGGUUGAUUGGAAUAAUUUGAUCACAAAAACACCACCGCCUUUUAAACCGUACUUACCUGCCAGUUGUGGAGAACCAGCCUUUCAUAGUGAUUACCAUUUUCCAGAUGAUAUAGAACCCGGUCUUGAUGAUGCAGCAGUAACCCGCUUGCUAGGCCUUUCUUUAAAAGAUUUCUGUUCUUCUAGCAGAAAUAAAGAUAAUUUGGGAACAGAUGAACCAGAGUCGACUGGACUGCGUGAAAAACAGCUGAAUAUUCAGCGGAAAGAACAUAAAUAUCAUCGUUUUGUCGAGGGCAAUUUGAUCAUUAAAAGUGGUUUAUUGGAUAAAAAGAAGGGAUUGUUCGCAAGAAGAAGAAUGUUUUUACUGACAGAAGGACCACAUAUAUUUUAUGUGGAUCCCAUAAGUAUGGAGCUAAAAGGCAAAAUACCGUUCUGUCGGAAGUUACGAGUUGAAGCGAAAAAUUUCCGAACUUUCUUCGUGCAUACGCCGAGCCGUACUUAUUAUUUAUUUGAUCCGGAACGAAAUGCACUGGAAUGGUGCAAAGCAAUAGAAGCUUUGCGUGAACAGUAUCUGAAUGAGUUACCGGAGGAGCCGGAUCCCCUGGAAAACAAAAAUACUAAGCGGCGACGAUAA